UUUUAGUUUCCAUAAACAUUUGCCUUGGCUGUGCUUGGAAUUGUUGAGGAACCCCGUCAUGGAUGUAUUUCUAAACACUGUUUCGCGGAGUUAUGGCAAGAAUGUGGGAUGGCUACAUUUCUGAAUGAAAGACUUCCUCCCCGAAGUCCUCGCGGAGGAAGAGGACCCGGUAACGUUAGCAACAGCAUUGAUUAAAUGACCAGAGAGACCAUUGCCAGAAAGUGAAGGAGAGGAGGAGGCGCAUAGCCAAGCUGACUGCACAGRCAUGCACACAACUAUAACUUCUGAAAGUGACGCCAGAGGCCACCGCUCCACCCCGCAAAAAGGGGACACAGAAAAGUAACUUCUUCCUAUAAACACCACCACUCAUUUGACGACCGGAGCCAACGCAACAGUUUACAAGACCACACCAGCGACAAGGCUAAACUGUACGCGGCUAUAAAAUCAAAAGUCGAGAUAGUUUUCAAGAAAAAGUAACGUUUGGAAUUGCAAGCGCACACUAGCAAGAAACGCUUGUGAAGUUUCUCCCAGAUGUUCGGCAUCAUGAGCCGAAUGUCCUGCUUCGGUGUUCUUCUCAGGACGUCUGUCGUCCUAUAUCUGUUUCUCAAAGGCUCACAAGCUCAAUGUGCUCCCUGUACGAAUUUCAAAGCCAGUACAACAGCAACAGAGAUUAAUAUUCAGGUACACUCCAACUGCAACGUGAGCACUGGCAGUACUUCAGUUUUCACCAACUCAACUAUGGCCACUCUGUCUGGACUGGCUCCUGGGUCCACCCACCUUGUGCAUGUCCUGUGUAACGAUAACAAACAAUUCAACUGCUGCGAUAACUUCACAACAAAGCCUGAAACCAUCACAAUCCUCACUGUCACCAAAAUCACAACAUCAUCGGUGUCUCUGAGCUGGACUAAACCAGAGGGUAGCUCCUUCUAUAGAGUAAAGUGGACUGAUGGCAGUAUCAAUGACAGUCAGAAUACCACAGGAACUUCUGUAAAUAUUACUGGUCUCACUGCUGGAGUGCAGUAUGACUUCGCAGUCACUGCAGUGGCUGAAGAUAACAAAAGUGAAGGACGAAACAAAACCGUUUUGAAAUAUACAAAACCUGCUGUCAUCGCAACCCCUACUGUCAUUCAGACCACCACGUCGCUCUCUCUGAGCUGGACCAAGCCUACAGGAGAGGCAGCAAGCUACAGGGUAGAGUUUCAUAACAGUGGAACAGGGAAGGACCAACUUACAUCCACAACCUCUGCCAUCAUACAGAACCUGACCCAAGGGACCCAGUACACACUCCAGGUCAUUGCCAUCGCCCAGGACAAGAUAACAGAAGGCGACCCUCGCACAAGCCCGGAGUUGUCGGCAACCUCAGUGUGA
Messenger RNA from Salvelinus sp. IW2-2015, 1368 nucleotides. The record is from RefSeq and is a predicted model, not a curated record. Lineage: Eukaryota; Metazoa; Chordata; Actinopteri; Salmoniformes; Salmonidae.